AUGGGAUGUGUUCUUGAGUUUCAGGGGCAAAGAUACUCGCAAAACUUUUACUGCCCAUCUAUGCUCGCUUUGCGUCAAAAGGGAAUCCACACCUUCAUGGACGACAAGCUUAGAAGCGGCGAUGAAAUUUCACCAGCACUUGUUAAGGCCAUUGAAGAGUCAGAGAUUUUGAUCAUUGUACUCUCUAAAAACUACGCAUCAUCCCGAUGGUGUUUGGAUGAACUAAUAAGGAUCCUCGAGUGUAGAAAUAUAAGGGAGAAACAUGUUCUACCAUUGUUCUAUGACGUAAAUCCGUCGGAAGUACGGCAUCAAACCAAUAGUGUUGGAGAAGCAUUCGCUAAACUUGAAAAAAGGUUCAAGGAUGAUGUAAUGAAGGUGAAAGGGUGGAAGACAGCUCUAAAAGAAGUGGCUGAUUUGUCCGGAAAGCAUUUAGAGAAUUACAGGAAUGAACCUAAAUUUAUUGAUGAAAUCAUUGAAUGGGUGAAUUCAAUAUUAGUGAAAAAGACAUUCUUUCAAGUUGCCAAAUAUCCAGUUGGAAUAGAGUCUCGUCUACAACAUGUAAACCUACUUUUAGAUAUUGAGAAGAAAGACAAUACAUGCUUGGUAGGGAUCUUCGGAACUGGUGGAAUUGGUAAGACAACUAUUGCCAAAGCCAUCUACAACUUGAUUGCCUCUCAGUUUGAAGGUAGUUGUUUUCUUGAAAACGUUAGAGAAACUUCCAGCCAAAUGGAUGGCCUGAUCCGUUUGCAAAAUAAGCUUCUUUCUAAGUUCCUAGGAGACUCAAGUCUAAUGAUUGACAAUCUUGAUCAAGGAAUUACUUUGUUAAAGCAUAGGCUUCACAGUUUGAGGGUGCUUCUAAUUCUGGAUGAUGUGGAUCAGCUAGUCCAAUUAGAAAAGUUAGCUGGAAAAGGUGAUUGGUUUGGCUUAGGAAGUAGAAUCAUCGUAACAACAAGAGAUAAAGAUUUACUUCGUGCACAUGGAAUUGAUUCAGUAUACCGGGUGAAUAACUUGCAUAACAAUGAAGCUCUUCGGCUCUUUAAACAUGUAAUAGGUUAUGCAAGGGGCCUUCCACUGGCUCUAAUAGUGCUGGGUUCGGAUCUAUUUGGUAAAAGCUUGCAUGAAUGGAAAAGUGCAUUGGAUAGUGAAAAAGUAGGUUAUGUCAGGAAAAUACUGGAUAGGGGUGAUUUCUUUCCAGAUUUUGGAAUAAAAGUCCUUGUGGAUAAAUCUCUCAUAUCUAUUGAUAAGUUUGAUAGAUUAACUAUGCAUGACUUGCUACAAGAAAUGGGUAGAGAAAUUGUUCGACAAGAAUCACCGAAUGAACCUGACGAGCACAGUAGAUUGUGGUUUCAUGAAGAUGUUCGUCGUGUCCUAGAAGGAAAUAGGAUAUAUCAUUUUCAAAACUUGACAACUAUGGAUUUCUAUUAUUGUAAAUUCCUUGAAAAAAUUCCUGAUGUUUCAAGGAUCCCAAAUUUAGAGUCAUUAAAACUUGUUGGUUGCAAAAAUCUAGUUGAGGUUCAUAGUUCUAUUGGAUUCCUAAAUAAGCUCGUUGAUUUGAGCCUUGAUUGCUGCUCUAAUCUUAGAAGUUUUCCGAGAAGCCUCAAGUUGAGAUCUCUAAAAUCUCUCCACUUUUUUGGUUGCUCAAGGCUUAAGAACUUUCCUAAAAUUGAGUGUCAAAUGGAAUGUUUAGAGGAUAUCAACUUUAGUGAAACUGGUAUAGAGGAAUUGCCUUCAUCCAUUGGGUACCUCGUUGGGGUUAAAAAAUUACAUUUAAAUGGUUGCAAAAACCUUACGAAUAUUCCAUAUAGCAUUCAUCAAAUGCAACAUUUAGUGGAACUUUCUCUUAAUGGUUGUAUAGACAUAAAAGAACUACCUUCAUCCAUUGGGUACCUGGGUAGAAUUGAAAUAUUAGAUCUAAGCAACUGCACAAACCUUAUGAAUCUUCUAGAUAGCAUUCAUCAGUUGCAACAUUUAGAGGGACUUUCUCUUAGUGGUUGUACUAGCAUAAAAGAACUGCCUUCAUCCACUGGGUACUUGGGUAGGAUUGAAAUGUUAGAUCUAGGCAAUUGCACAAACCUUAUGAAUCUUCCAGAUAGCAUUCAUCAGUUGCAACAUUUAGAGGAACUUUCUCUCGACAACUGUUCAAAAGUCAAGUUUCUACAGAAGGUGGAGCAUAAUACACAAUCCACAUCCUCUAUUAUAUCCACAAAGGAAUAUGCAAUUUCAUCACGAACAAAAUUACUCGAACUGUUACCUUCGAAAGAUACGAGCGAUUCUAAUGAUGAUUCUUCCUCAAUAGUGCUUCCGAAACUUCGAGACUUGAAUCUUAGAAAUUGUGCCCUAUCAUAA
Molecule: messenger RNA, 2346 nt
Organism: Corylus avellana
Lineage: Eukaryota; Viridiplantae; Streptophyta; Magnoliopsida; Fagales; Betulaceae
Source: RefSeq, a predicted model, not a curated record